AUGUCUUUAACCCAACACGUCACGGCCAAUGAGGGCGUGGAUCGCGAAAUCGGCGAUACCCUUUUCGACGCCCCGGAACGCCGCCUGAGCGUCCAAAGCCACGUUCUGAGCUUCGACCCGUUUCCUCUACUGUCGACUGAGGCACCUCCGACGGGUCGGGAAGCGGCGUAUAAAGUUCCGGUUUUUAAACGAUUAGUGCAAGUAUCAAUUGCCGUGGUUGUGUGCUGGCUGGCGUCCGGUAUCGUCUUUGGCUUUGCGGCAUUGAAGCCGGUACUAAUCGCCGAGGGCGUGUAUCAAGAGCUGUGUACAGAUGAUGAGGGGGGUGAAACCGGUACGGGGUGCGUUGAGCAAGAUAUUAGGUUAAACCUAUUCUUCACCGUCGCCUCCGUCGCCACCAACGUCUCCGCACUCCCCAUCGGCGCCAUCCUCGACCGCUAUGGCCGCCGCGUCCUCUACGUCGCCGGGAGCAUCCUCCUGGCAGCCGGCAGCGUAUUGAUGGGCCUCGCCUUCGCCAUUCCCGCGUUUGACGGCUACAUCGUCGCGAACAUCCUCCUCGCGCUUGGUGGCAGCGCGAUCUUCAUCCCGUCAUUCCAGCUCGCGUACGCCUUCCCCAAGCACUCCGGUAUCAUCGUGGCGCUUGUGACCGGCAGCUUCGACGCGUCGGCGGCGGUGUUUCUGUUCUAUCGGCUGGCGUACGAGGCGUCCGCGCGGGUGUUUGCGCCGGCGUAUUUCUUCUUCGGGUAUACGCUGGUUCCUGUGCUGAUCGUGGUCCUGGAGUUCCUGGUCAUGCCGCCGAAGAGCUACCAUACGGGGCCGGAGCUGCGGCAGAAGAUCGAGAAGGCGCAGGAUUCGAUGCGGGAUAUUCAUGACUCGGACGACGAGAUCGAGAGUAGGGCGGAGCUGCGGCAGGUAAGGGCGGAGCGAGCGAAGCGGAGGGAGAGGAGGGCUAGUCAGCUGGAGGAGCUGGUCGGAGUCGAGGCCGAGCGGAUCGAAAAGGCCGAAUAUGAAAAAGAACGCCGGAUCGUUAGCGAAGUUUGGGGCGUGCUCCACGGGCAGCCAGCGCAUAGGCAGAUGCUGUCACCAUGGUUUAUCGGACUCCUACUCCUCACGAUGCUGCAGAUGCUACGGAUGAACUACUUCAUCGCGACACUGGACUCCCAGUACUCGUUUUUAGUAGGCGAAGACCGAGAGCGGCAGAUUGCGGUAUUUUUCGACUUCGCGCUCCCGAUCGGCGGCGUUGCCGCCACGCCUUUUAUUGCGGUCCUCUUGAAUCAUCUUAGCGUGCCGGCCGUUCUUGGAGUUAUUGUUGUGCUUAUCACGGCUAUCGGCGUCGUCAAUUGUCUGCCGUUCAUCUGGGCAGGUUAUAUCACCGUGGUUCUAUUCGUCAUCGCUCGGCCGUUCUAUUACUCCGCCGUGUCCGACUACGCCACCAAAGUCUUCGGCUUCGCCACCUUCGGCCGCAUCUACGGCGCCAUCAUCUGCUUUUCCGGACUCAUCAACUUCUCCCAAUCCGGCCUGGACGCCCUGACCCUCGAUCUUAUGAGCGGCAAUCCCACUCCGGUGAAUGCCGGUAUGACCAUCGCUGGAGCGAUCAUCGGGGGCGCCUUGACGGUAUUUGCGGCUGUCGAGGGUCGACAUGUCCGAGAGAAGCAGAUGGAGGAGGAUGCGGAUGCGGAGCGGCAGAGCUUGCUGCCAAUCGAUGAACAUCGUGUGAUGUACCUGUGAGAUGACUGAACAUGGAAUGAAAGCGUGCUUGUGUGUUUGAAGCGAUGGCAAAAGAGCAAGGUGUCUAUUUGUUAAGGUGUCUGCAUUGAAAGCUUAAUAACCUGAUUUUAGCGAGUUGGUUUCGAUUUUGGUCUUAGCUACUCCUUGCGCCAUUUGAUCAAAUUGAUGGAGACAAAGGGGGUAUCUGGAGUUAAGCGUAUAUGGUUCUUCAUAUCAUGAUAAAUUUCUCAGCGUUCGUAUAGUAUCAUAAUAUUCAGCCAGUCGAUCAUCCAUCUUCUCAAGUCCAUUUGCUUUCUAUCAUGAACUGUUCUAUCUCAAGUUCUCAUUAGCUUUCCCU
Messenger RNA from Eremomyces bilateralis CBS 781.70, 2062 nucleotides. Its product is annotated as amino acid transporter. Gene Ontology annotation, cellular component: fungal-type vacuole membrane. The transcript is spliced from 4 exons. Gene Ontology annotation, biological process: transmembrane transport. The record is from RefSeq and is a predicted model, not a curated record. Bases 1 to 1725 code for a protein of 574 amino acids. NCBI's taxonomy places the organism in Eukaryota, Fungi, Ascomycota, Dothideomycetes, Eremomycetales, Eremomycetaceae. Gene Ontology annotation, molecular function: transmembrane transporter activity.